ACUCGCUAUUGUUGUGAGGCAGUGGUGGUGGUGGAGGUGGAGGUAGUCACUGGCUGGGCUCCGCGCCGUCCACACACAACCACCCGGCGGCGCCUCCACGGCCCCGCCCACUGGGGACUCCACCGCGAGCUCAAGGGGAGACUUCGGUGUUCUCGCGUGCUUCUUCGUUCUCGGUGUCGCUCACAUGUCGCUCCGGUUAUCCAGUUGUAGCGUGGCGUGUUCUUGUCCCGUCUGGCUUCGCUGAUCAACGGGGAAAGUUCUAAGGGAGUUUGCGUGGUGAGUAGCGCGUGGGGGCAGUCGCUACUGAGGAAGGCGUCAAAAGCGAGGCGGGAAGUUUUAAUGCCGUUCAUUGUGACAAACUGCGCAAGGCUCCCAGCCUCCCCCAUGACCUGUUAGACUCCCGCGGCGCCACGUGACUCCCUUCAUCCUGAGUCUCGUCCUCCCACAGGUACUCCGUCCCUUGUGUGUGUGUUCGUGUGUCAGUGUAUGAGCCGAGCUCACACACUGUGAGCUCGGCAAGGCUGUGAGGGGCGAAGUGUACUCAUAUACUCUUACCUUUAAAGAAGAAAAGAUUAAUGAGCCUGAAAUGAUGUGACAUGAUGGACGUGCACACCUGUGGCGUCACGUUGCCAAAUACCCGACGAAGAGAGGCGUUCACGAGACCGCCGGGGAACGAAGUGUGUGUGAUAACUCUACUUGGACUGACUGGGAGGCUGAGCUACCAAGAUAAUGCAAGUCACGUGAACUGAGCACCGCGUGCAUGCACAGCCAGUGGUAAUGCGACACACCGAUAAGAGCGCGAAGAAAACAAUACGAUUUCACUUCAUUUUUGAGCGAUUAGAAGAAAAAAAAAAUACUGAAGGAAAAAACAGAGGUAUAGAAAACGCAAAAAAAAAAAAAAAAAAAAAAAAAAAAAAAAAAAAAAACUCACGUGAAGACAUCCGCGCUUAACAAACUCACAGUACAGUAUUCAGUAUUAAGUUCACUAAGGAUCGAUAAAAAAAAAAUUGAAGAAAAAACAAAAAUAGAAAAAAAAACAGAAACGAAACAUCAAAAAAAAAAAAAAAACGAAAACUCACGUGAACACAACCACACUAACAUUUCCCUCUACUUCAUUCCUGCGUUCCCCAUUUAUCAUCAUCACAACACCUCAGCUGGCCUCACCAUGUCCUCGCCAGCGUCCUACCCCCCUCUGUUGUGCCUGUGUCCGCCGAGGGAAGCACCAAGGAGAGGCAGGAGGCACCGAGGGGCAGCGCUAAUGCCUCCCGCAGUCGGCUUUAAGUGUUGUUAUUCCCCCAUCAAUAUCCGGGAGCCGCGGGACGGGAGCUGAAGUGCUGAGGAUUACAAACUUUCAGGGAUAAGUCCGUAAUUUUCCCCCGCUCGUGAUGUAACUAAAAUAGAAAGACAAAGAAAAGAAGGAAAGGAGAGAGAAAGAAGAGGAAAGGGAAAAGUUAUUCGUGUUCAGGCAGACAGUGCAAGCUUAAAGGUUUGGAAAGUUAAGGAAAGAACGAAAAAGAAGACAGAGAGAAAGGGAGGAGAGGGGGGCAGGGGUGGAAAGGGAAGAGAUGUAGUAGCCGGUACAGGACACAAGAAAAAUACACAUGUGAUCUAAGGAAUGAAACUGGAAAGUGACAAAAGAACAUCGUGAAAAGAGAGAGAGAGAAAAAAAAAAUCCUGAUUCCUUAAGACGAACCCCGAAACCAAUCGCAUUCAUAGCAGACGAUAAAAUAAGAAAAUAACAGAGAGAGAGAGAGAGAGAGAGAGAGAGAGAGAGAGAGAGAGAGAGAGAGAGAGAGAGAGAGAGAGAGAGAGAGAGAGAGAGAGAGAGAGAGGCAAGAAAAUAGAGACGGACAAGUAAGAAACGCGUGAAAUAGAAAAGAACAAGGAUCAUUUGAGACUCGAACCGGAACAUUGGAAGCAUUGGGAGUCACACGCAGAGGAUCAGCCAUCAUCAUCAUCAUCAGCGAGGACACGAGGACAGACAGACUAGGGAUCAAAUAUCAUUAACCGAUUCUGCUUAUAACCCUUUCAUUGAAAUACGAGACAAUUAACAGCACUGUGUGAUGGCACCCCUACCUGCCUCGCUCCUCUACCUGGCGGGCCUGGUGGCCGCGGCAGGAGGCUUUGCGCCCAGCAUUGAGGUGCCGCCGCCCACUUCGGAGCCGCCGGCCAGCUCUACAGUGGACGCGGCGCUCCUCCCUACCUUUCUAACCCACGACAACGCCACCGUCACUGUGCACGCCGGGGAGACCGCCACGCUGUCCUGCUACGUAGUGCGGGUCGGCGACAAGACGGUGUCCUGGGUAAGGAGAAAGGGGGAUGACUUCCACAUCUUGACGAUCGGCUACCAGAAGUACCACAAUGAUAACAGGUACACGCUGAGAUACGAGAUUCCCAACAACUGGAAGCUACAGAUCCGGAACACUCAGAAGAGGGACGAAGGCUUGUAUGCGUGUCAGAUCUCCACGCACCCUCCCAGGAUUAUGAGGGUGUUCCUGACUGUCUUGGUGCCUGACAUCGAGGUGCGAGAUCCCCGGGGUGAGGCGGUGAGCGACGCCUACUACAGGGUGGACUCCACGGUGGGGCUGCAGUGUGUGGUGAUGCCCGUGCCCCCAAGCCGCCCCGUGCUGUGGACCCGCGAAGGGCGCCCCGUCACCACCUUGCCACAGCGAGGCAUCAGGGUGGACACUUCACCUAUGGGUUCCGGCCUCAGCUCGUGGCUCCACAUCGCCCGCGCCUCCGUCAGCGACACCGGGAACUACACCUGCACCGCUGGGGACACCGUGACGGCAGGUGUUCGCGUGCAUGUCUUGGACGGCGAGAGUUCAGCGGCAAUGCAACACUCCACAACAGAUGAAGCCCUGCCAGCAACCCGCCCAGCUCCUGUUCUCCUCCUCCUGCUGGUCGCUUACGCCGCCCUGUCCCUCACUUAGAAAACGGGUGUGUGAUGUUAAGGUACCACUGAGCUAACCUGACGAAAUUGGACCUUGGGUAAAAGGUGGAGGCUAAAAGACAGGCAGGCAGGCAGGAAAACGAGGAGGAUGGAUGGAUGAAAGGAGUGUGCGUGAUACAACGUGAAAAAUGGGACAGUCAGGGGGUCGCUUGAUGGAAAACGGACGAGUGGCCAGCCGCGGAGGUCGUGUGGAGUGAUACCGAGAAGGAAAACGGGGAAAGGUUGGAAAAUGAUUGAAAAUGGGAUGAUAUGUACGAGAAGAUUAGGACUGUAAGGCGAUAAGGUGAAUUUAGUGCAGAUGGAAGAAAGGAGAUAAAGAUUAGAAGCAAGAUGUUACACGAGGCAAAGAAAUAAAAGAAAAAUGUAGAAUAUGAAAGGAAAAAUCAAAUAAAUGAAGAGAAAGUUAAUAAGUUGAAUAAAGAGAAAACUGCAAGCAGCAUGGAACAAUAUGAAGGAGAGCUGUAUGAACUUGAGAGGAAGAUACAGAAAAUGUUGGACAAAGGUGUAGGAGAAGCGGAAGUGGUGAUAAAUGGAAGUCAUUAAUCAAAGUUGCUUAUUUUCUGAGAAUUUCACGUAUCAUAUUCUUCUUUACGUUUACUUUCUCUUUCCUCAACAGAAGAAGGACAUAUUUACUAGUUCAUAUAUUGAUUGCUUUAACUAUAUUUCUGUCAUGUAAUCUCUCUCUCUCUCUCUCUCUCUCUCUCUCUCUCUCUCUCUCUCUCUCUCUCUCUCUCUCUCUCUCUCUCUCUCUCUCUCUCUCUCUCUCUCUCUCUCUCUCUCUCUCUCUCUCUCUAACUGUGUGUGUGUGUGUGUGUGUGUGUGUGUGUGUGUGUGUGUGUGUGUGUGUGUGUGUAAAUACUGACGUCACACUCUCUUUGUAUACUCUUCUCUUCCUGUUUUUCAUUAUUCACUCUGACAACACUUCACCAUCCAUCAGGUACUCACACAUACACACACACACACACACACACACACACACACACACACACACACACACACACACACACACACACCUAUCCUCCACACUUUAGUUUCAUUUUUCAUGUUAGUUCAUGGAAGGUAAUGGUGUUUGAGGUGAGUAAUAUUGAGUUUUAGGCAAUCAUGUGAAUAUAUUUGUAUAUAAAACUGUAUAUAUGUUACGGUAAAGUCAUGAAGAGAAGGAGAGUGUACAAAUAUACAUAGAUACUCAAACAUGGUUAAACUGAUGGAGAUAGAUAGAUAGAUAGAUAGAGAUAGACAGAUAGAUACGUAGAUAGAUGGACAGAUAGAUAGAGAUAGACAGGUAGAUACGUAGAUAGAUGGACAGAUAGAGAUAGACAGGUAGAUAUAUAGAUAGAGACAGGUAGAUACGUAGAUAGAUGGAUAGAUAGAUAGACAGAUAAGUAGACAGGAGGAGGAAAUGACAGCUGCGUGUAGGGAUAAAUCAAUAGAUAGAUAGACAGGUAGAUAGAUAGAUAGAUAGAUAGAUGAGAAAAGAAGUGCUACAUAUAGGAAGAAAUCAAUAGAUAGAUAAUUACACGUAAAUUCAUCCUUAAACACACACACACACACACACACGUAAACAAACAGAACAUCCUUCCAUUUGCUGAACUAACAAGGCAUCACUCAAAUAACGUAAAGCAGUAACUACAGUAAUGUGAACGUAACACCAUCUCUCACUUCACUCGCUCCACUUCAGGCACCUCCACUCACCCACUCACUCAUCCGUCCGAAUUCAGGAACGUGAAAGCAUUCGAUCUUGUAUUGAAAAGGGUCGGAUCGCUUUUAAAGGUGUAUCGGGAAGCAGCAAAAGAAUAAAGGUGGUGUUUUAAUUAAUCCUUUGAAACGCAGGGUAAGCUGAGAGUCAAUGGAAGUGAAUUAUUGAUGGAAAUGUGAAGGAGGAGGAUGAAAAAAUGACUUGUGGCGUGUAUUUGAUUGAUUUGCUUAUUCAACUUUAUGCAGGAGUGUGUUUGUGAAUCACCUUUCCACUGCAACCGCGUUUUUUAAUGGUGGAAAAGAAAUUAUGCAGUGUUAAUCAUGCAUAUAUUAUUAUUAUUAUUAUUAUUAUUAUUAUUAUUAUUAUUAUUAUUAUUAUUAUUAUUAUUACUACUACUACUACUACUAGUGUCAUCACGUAUAUUUCUGUAAAAAAGUGUGUGUGUGUGUGUGUGUGUGUGUGUGUGUGUGUGUGUGUGUGUGUGUGUGUGUGUGUGUGUGUGUGUGUGUGUGUGUGUGUGUGUGUGUACGCGCCUGCCUCCACAAAGUGUUCUAAUUUGAAUUCUAAAAUUUUUUCCACCAUUUAAGUUCGAAUACAUAUUGUUAUUAGUUUUUGUUUUUACUGUGUGUGACAUCAGUGGUCAGAGAGAGAGAGAGAGAGAGAGAGAGAGAGAGAGAGAGAGAGAGAGAGAGAGAGAGAGAGAGAGAGAGAGAGAGAGAGAGAGAGAGAGAGAGAGAGAGAGAGAGAGAGAGAGA
Scylla paramamosain (green mud crab) is the source of this 5404-nucleotide messenger RNA. RefSeq names its product hemicentin-1-like. Gene Ontology annotation, biological process: synapse organization. The transcript is spliced from 9 exons. The record is from RefSeq and is a predicted model, not a curated record. Gene Ontology annotation, cellular component: neuron projection membrane. The coding region runs from base 2064 to 2933 and encodes 289 amino acids. NCBI's taxonomy places the organism in Eukaryota, Metazoa, Arthropoda, Malacostraca, Decapoda, Portunidae.